AUUGGUGGUUGCCAUGGCUGCGGAAAUUCGCUUGGCAAGAUGGAGGCGGCCCGUCGGCGGGUCCUCCUGCGUUGUCUCACCGCGAUUCCAGGCUUGUGAGGCGGACUUGGCCCCGGGCAUGGGCUCCCCGCCGCCGCCCCGUCUGCUGUGGAGGCUCCUCCUGCUUCACGACGUCCUGAGGCUUCUGCGCGGGGACCCGGUUUUCAUUCCUCCUUUCAUCCGAAUGUCCGGCCCUGAGGCCAGCUCGUCCCUUGUCGGAGGCAACGAGGAUGUCACCGUGUCCGUGACUCCGCUGCAGAUCGAGGAGGGAGUAUUGCCGGUUCCGACUUGUGGCUUUCUCAGCAAUGACACAGGAGACUGGAAUGUGACUGUGACUCCUGGUAUGAAUGUGUUGGAAGUGACUGUACGGUGGAAGCGGGGUCUGGAGUGGUGCUCCUCCAGUGAGACUGCUUCCUUCUCAGACUCCCCAUGUAUCCUGCAGACUCUUCUGGUUUCAGCUUCUGACAAUGCAUCCUGCUUAGCACAUCUGCUCAUUCAGGUGGAGAUUUAUGCCAACACGUCUCUGACCCACAGUGCAUCAGAGAACGUGACUAUCAUUCCUAACCAGGUCUAUCAGCCCCUGGGUCCCUGCCCUUGUGACUUAACAAUCGGGGCCUGUGACAUUCGCUGCUGCUGUGACAAGGACUGCUGGCCAGAAGUGAGAGAGCUGUUCGGGCAAUCCUGCUUCUCAGGUGUGUUUGGAGGAGAUGUCAGCCCUCCAUUUGACCAGCUGUGUGCAGUUGGCACUGCUCAUCAGGCUCCUGACUGGUUUCCCUUCCUAUGUGUGCAGUCGCCCCCCUCCACCUCGCCCUUCCUCGGUCUCUUCUAUCAUGGUGCCAUUUCCCCUAGAUACCAGCCUGCAUUUGAAGCUUAUCUGCAUCCUGACCUAAGAGACUUUUCAGAUGCCAGUUACAAACAAGGAGAGCCAAUCAUGACCACAAAGGAGUAUUUUACUAUCCCUCAGGUGUCCCUGGCUGGGCAGUGCCUGCAGAAUGCUCCAGUGGCUUUCCUUUGGAAUUUUGAUAUUAAAUGCAGUACAGAUCUAGAAGGGUACCAAGAACAAGAUGACAUCAAUGCAGACAUAAAGAUCCGUUCCAUGGGAGGACUAGUCACACCAACAGUAGUCUAUGAGGAAGCUGCUGACCUGGACAAAUUCAUCACCAGUGCAGACAUACUUUUAAGCAGUGGAUCAGCCCCCAGAAACGUGACUAUGGAAGAACAUUAUAUUUUCCGAUGGCAUAAUAAUUCCAUCAGUGAAAUAAAUGUCAAAAUUAUCAGAGCAAAAAUCAGUGCCCACCAGAAAGGAAUAAUGGCACAGCGAUUUACGGUGAAGUUUUUAAGCUAUAACAGUGGUCAUGAAAAGGAAUCUUCUGGAAAUCCAGGUUACCAGUUUGGCAAGCCUGUCCGAGCCCUGCAUACCAACAUGAUGAAUGUCACUGCAUUACACAUUUGGCAGACAGCUGGGAAAGGCUUGUGCACAGCAGCCACUUUCAAACCCAUUUUAUUUGGAGAGAAUGCACUAUCUGGUUGUCUUUUGGAAGUUCGGAUUAAUGAGAACUGCACACAGCUCAGGGAGAAUGCUGUUGAAAGACUGGAUUCGCUAAUCCAAGCAACUCAUGUUGCGAUGAGAGGCAACUCUGACUACAGUAAUCUGCAUGAUGGCUGGUUGGAGAUCAUACGUGUUGAUGCCCCUGAUACUGAUGCCAACCCACCUUGGGACAGUGCAAAUGGCAUCUGCCUGGACGUGCCAGCUCAGCUCAACAUCCAUAUCCUCAUUGCAGAAGCUGGCGCGGUGGAAGGAGUGGCUCAGCAGGAGAUUCUUGGUGUGGAGACAAGGUUCUCCACAGUGACCUGGCAGUACCAGUGUGGGCUCACCUGUGAGGAUAAGACCGACCUUCUCCCUCUCAGUGCAUCAGUUCAGUUCAUUAAAAUUCCUGCACAGAUGCCGCAUCCCCCAACAAGAUUCCAGAUCAAUUUCACAGAGUACAACUGUGACAGGAAUGAGGUGUGUUGGCCCCAACUUCUGUACCCUCUGAGCCAGUAUUACCAAGGGGAGCCCCGUUCCCAGUGUGUUGCCAAGGGGCUGAUGUUGGUGUCAUUCCUUGUGCUGGCCGUGCUCCUCAGUCAUCCCUGGACCAGAAUAUGCAAAACCUGGUGCUGAGCUCCCAUCUACCACUGAGUCUUCUUAAAGACUCAGACCCUCCCCUCAGUGCUUUCCUGUAGUCCUGCAUGCCUCUCUGAAACUUUUUUUUUUUUGUCUCUUUGAGACAGGGUCUCCAUGUAGCCCCAGCUGUCCUGGAACUCACUAUGUUGACUAGACUGGCAUCUAACUCACAGAUAUUCACCUGCCUCUGCCUCCCAAGUGCAG
Nannospalax galili (Upper Galilee mountains blind mole rat) is the source of this 2407-nucleotide messenger RNA. It is a transcript of the gene Tctn2, whose product is annotated as tectonic family member 2. Bases 14 to 2200 code for a protein of 728 amino acids. Gene Ontology annotation, biological process: cilium assembly; protein localization to ciliary transition zone; smoothened signaling pathway. The record is from RefSeq and is a predicted model, not a curated record. NCBI's taxonomy places the organism in Eukaryota, Metazoa, Chordata, Mammalia, Rodentia, Spalacidae. The transcript has 18 exons. Gene Ontology annotation, cellular component: MKS complex.